Elaeis guineensis (African oil palm) is the source of this 111-nucleotide messenger RNA. The record is from the annotation of a RefSeq genome assembly. Lineage: Eukaryota; Viridiplantae; Streptophyta; Magnoliopsida; Arecales; Arecaceae.
AUGCUUACUCUCAAACUAUUCGUUUAUACAGUAGUGAUAUUCUUUAUUUCUCUCUUCAUCUUCGGAUUUUUAUCCAAUGAUCCAGGGCGUAAUCCUGGACGUGAGGAAUAA